AUGGCGAACAGCAACCUCCCCCGGCGGAUCAUCAAGGUAAUUGUUUUUUUGGUUAUUUCUGCUGCUGGGCAGCCGAUCGGGGUUCUAAUCGUCGUGGAUUCGUAGUUUUCCUGAAGGGUCCUUUGUAGCCGAUCGGUAUUUAUUUUUUUUCAUGUCCCCUCUGCCUUCGGUAGUUUGUAUUUUCUGGAUGGCUCUGGGUUAUCGAUCGGUUAGUCAGGUUAUUGCGCUCUCUUCUAACAUGGUUUAUUGAUGCCACGAUCCAACAGGAAACUCAGCGUCUUCUUAGCGAACCAGGUAUAUUGACAUCUCACGCCUUUACCUACGGCAGUUUGUGAAAAGCCCGUCAGAUCCUUGUUUCUUUUCAGUGAUGCGUGCUUAUUGUGGAUUUUUUUUGUUGUUGAUGGUAAUCGAUCACUGCAGCACCUGGCAUCAGUGCUUCUCCUUCCGAAGAUAAUAUGCGUUACUUCAACGUCAUGAUUCUUGGCCCAACACAGUCUCCGUAUGAAGGUAAUGUGAUCUGAUCGUUUCUUCAUUCCAUUGAAUUUUCAUAUUGUAAAUAUCUUUUUAAUAUGCCCCAAAACAUGGUUGAGGAAGAGUUAUGUGUUAUUCAUCUUCACCUCCACCUUCUAUAUAGGUUACUCGGCAGCAGAGCCAGAGAUCUUUUAUUUUUUGUCUAUGUGUGUGUGUGUGCGUGUAUGCGUUUGGGGAUGGGGCUUAUAUCGUUAAUGAAUUGUGGAGAAAUAAAUAAAAUAAUAUUUAUUCCAGAGUGGAGAGUCUAAAAUGAAAUCUUUGAGCCCCUACUUUUGCCCUGGGGUCAUGCCUAGUUCUGAUUCUUGACGUGUGAUGGACUUGCACCUCUCCCUCAUUUUGCGUUCCUCCCAAGCAUGACUACUGUUCUCUAGGUCAUGCUGUGCCAGCUUGUCUCUUCAUUCUUGCUUUCGUUCUUGGGUGGAUAGGGAGGACGACACUUUAUGGGGACUGAUUGGGAAGCACGGGAUACCUUAAUUGGGGGAAAAUAUUCUCCUAGAUUUGUUUACUAUUGGAGAAGCUGCAUAUGCUUUUGGAGGAGUGAGGAAAUGAGAAAGAUGGAGAUAGAGUAUUUCACCUUUUCUUGUAAAACGUGGAUAGCACCAUACAUUCGUCUGAGGGAAGAUUAAAUUCCUUGGCAAGCAAGGAGCCAAGGAAGUUCCUCGAGCAAAUCCUUGUCCUAUUUUAUCAUACCACUUAGUUUGUCAAUUCAAACUUUUACAAUUUGUAGCUUCUUUAACCUUUUUAAUAACUCGUAUCCAAAUGAGAUCCUUGAUAAUAUGAAAUUUAUUUCCUUUAGAAGUGUGAAAAUGUGGCUAAAGUUGUUACCAUUGUGGAAUGUGCUUGCAAAAUGGUUUUGCCGUAGGCAUUGACAGGUUAUCAAACAGGCAACUUGGAUCUACUAUCCUUGUCGUCCAGCUCAAUAACAGAGGGCGAAGUGAGAUUAUUGUUCAAUCUAGGUGGGAUAUUUCUGGUGGUAAAGUGGUGAAUGAACGAGUGAAUUGAGGUGAAAAUAUGUUAGGUGAGAUUGUUCACACUCAAGUUAAUGUUCAACUUUUGUCCGAUAGUGACAGUGAAACACAUGACUAUUUCUGCAGUUUUAGGGUUUUGAGACUGGGGGAUCCCUUAUUACCAGAUGAGGUAAACGUGGAACAAGGCUGCGGUUAGAAGGUUAAUUAAAGUGAUUCUGGACGACCGAAAUUGUAUACUUGUUAUAUAUUUCUAAUUUCCUUCUAAUGAUACAAUUUUCAAAAAGUCCAAGCAUCAAAAUGUCAUUCGAUGUUGCUACAAUAGAUCACAGUAUUCUGCAUAAUUCUUGGGAAAAAGGAUGAAUGGGAAUUGGAUUUUCAUACUAUUUUCAUAUCAUUUACAAUUUUCAUUGUUUGGUCAUAAGAUAGGUAAAUUACCAUCAAAGUACCCUUAUCCCAUGGAUUCCUUAUGUAGAAUAAGAAUACAGGUAUGGAUUGACUAAAUUUUUAGGGUUUAUUGUAAACUGGAUUGAAGGGAGCGCUACUUGGGGCUCAAGGAAGAUAAGCUUUUUGAAAAAACUUUUCCAUCUUUUUUGGCAUAUAUAUGAUCUCAAUCUUGAAGAUACAACAAUCAAUCACAAAGAAACUUUGAUCUAUGGGAGUUAAAACUAUUUUGGAGUCACACAAUAAUUCCCUCAAUGAUCCAGGGGAAAGAGCAUUUUUGUGAAUGAAAGGAGGAAAUCCAAUUGAAAUGGAUAUUCUCAACAAGGUGCACUUCUGUCUAUGAUUAUGGAGAAUUGGAGAACAACUUCUCUUGGGCCGACAUUGUUAGAGAAACUUGCUUCAGAGCUGGGAAUGAUGUGUGGUUUGUGCCAGUGACCAUCUCCAGAGUGUCUUCUAAUUGGAAAUCAAACAUUCAUGUAACGGGAAACUUAGAAUUUCUUCUGAUUUUCAGAUGGGCAAUCCAAGAAAGCCGUAACGUGGGUAGGAAAAUUUGCUGCAUGGUGAUGUUCUUUGCUUUUAGGUUUAACUAAAUCUGCAGUAUCUCGUGGGGGUGGGGAGGGGAAUGCAUUCAUGAGAUUUUCAAAUGAUAAUUGGAAACUAGAGUUUGAUAAGGAGUUUAGUAGAGAGUAAAAUUGUUGAAUGUGUCAAGCAGCUCAAAAUCUUGCAAUGAUAGAGAAUGUAGAAUUUGGUGAGGAAAAAUGGAAUAAUAAGUUUCUCACCAGAGUACAGGCCUUUCUUUGCAAAUUGGUUGACAAGGACUUCUAAUGUUUGAUGGAAUCCAGGCCUUCAAGUCUGAUGUCCAAAAUGAUGUUUUUUUUGUGGUUCUUGUGCGAGGAUACUAUUGAUCAUCGAUUUUUGAGUUCUUUAAUUAUCAAUAUAAUGCAAAGUUGUCUAUUUACAAGCGGGGAAUUACUCUGACAUUGCUUCUUUGCUGCAAAGUUGUCCUUUACAUUUUUCAUGGCUGCCAAGUUGUCCUUUAUAUUGUAUGGCUGCCGAUCUUGACACGUGGAAAGUGCAAUUACUGGCUAUCUUUCAGGCCAUACACAGAGAAAUAAAUGACGUAAAAUCCAUAAUUAAUUCAGAAAUAUAUCUGGUAUGAUCUACAGGACCUACUGUGUAUCCAGCUAGUGAGGAACUAUCAAGAUGGGAAAUGAUCAAGAAUGACCGCUGAACAUAAUUAAGAAUGGCGAAACGCGGUUGUUCGAGUUUAUUUUGUGUAUUUAUCUACUACGUUGAUGAGAAUGUGAAUUUAUAUAGCAACAGAGAGAAGUUUGUGGAGGUUUUUUUGAUGAUUGGUGAAUUGUUUUGGCUAUAUGGUUGAAAUAGACAAAAGAAAUGUCAGGACUCGUUCAUAAGUGCUCAGGAUGCCAUUAGCAGAGCUACGUUCUCUUAACGCUGACAUCAGGAAGAACGUCGAUGGAGUGCUGGGUCGGAUGGAUUGAUCAAUUGCAUUGGAGAUAACCACAUAUUUUCUCAUCAAUAUCUCUCUUAUGGUUCGGGUCUAGAAUCUUUUCAUCUCACAUGUUCUGUAAUCUUCUCCUAGUUUUCAGGAGGUAAACUUAUCCAAUCAAGAAUUUGGCAUUGCAUUUCUUUCCUUUUGUUGAUUUUUUUCUUUCUUUCUUUUUCGUAGUAAUCACUAUAUUGCAUCUAUCUUGCGUGAGUUAAGGUCUUUGUAGUUACAGUAUGAGGCCCAAGUAUUGGUUUUGGUCGCUAUCUUCUUUCUCGCUCUUUGAUAUGCCUACUCAGUUUAUGCCUACUCAUCUUCUAGCUCCAAGAAAAAGGCUUUCCCUGGGAGUUUUAUGGGACUAAAUUAUACUCAGCCAGGUUGUUGGAUUCGCCACUGGAGCUAAACUGAUAUAAAAGAUGAUAGUGGUGAUGAGGUUGAAGAUGUUAUUGAUUUUGAUUCUGAUAGAUUUGUGGGGUCAUUUGGCCUACCAAAAGAAAACUGUUUGAGUAGAUACCAUUAAAAUUUGGGUUUUCCUCAUGGGAGAUUAUAUUUUCUGUAAAAAAAAAAAAAAGGUGAGAAAAUGUCUCUCUUUUCUUGAUCUCCCUUGUGUAUUUAGUCAUCCACUUUUCCGGAGCUGGACAGGAAGGCAUUUGGGUAGAGUGACGUUUUUAUUUGUUUGAAUCGUAUUUAUCUGAAGAAUCUGAUCACGUUUUCUCCUUUGUGAUGACUCAGGAGGUGUAUUCAAGCUGGAAUUGUUCUUGCCCGAAGAGUAUCCAAUGGCGGCUCCGAAGGUCUGACCAGUUGCAGUAGAAGAUAUAAUCUCAACCUGUAAUCAUCUUAGUUAAAAAAGAAAAAAUCUGGCCCUCGCAAGAAUCUAUAGUUCACAUGAAUCCUGCCUUUGACAUCCAUUUCACUUACCACAUUGGUUUAUCUGCAUUGGAGAUUUGAGGAUUAUAUCUGCAGUGCCACCCCGAAGAUGCCUAUUUCUUCUUCUUCUUCUUCCGUUGACUUUUCGAAGUAUUGUCCCAUCUGCACAUCUCUACCCCAGAGAUAGAGAGAGAGAGAGAGAGAGAGAGUCCUAUACCGUGUUGAUUCUCUUAGUGAUUCUCAAACUGAGAGAAAUUGUGGGUUGCUGUUCUUGGUACAGGUCCGCUUCCUCACGAAGAUCUACCAUCCUAACAUCGACAAGGCAAGUUGACCUACCCAAGUUAUAUAUGUACUUAAGAUCUUUAUCGCAGGGGGGGAUGUGAGGCCUCACAGGGGAGAUGCUCUCGUCGAUUGCAGCUUGGAAGAAUAUGCCUCGACAUUCUCAAAGACAAGUGGAGCCCCGCUCUCCAGAUCCGGACCGUACUGCUGAGGUGAGAUCCUUGCUGUUUCUCUCUCUAAUCGCUGGAAAUUAUGGUGAUCAGAUCUCAUAUAAAUGUUGAUUAUUAUUAUUAAAAAAUUAUGAAAACCACCCAGUAUUCAAGCCCUCCUGAGCGCGCCAAACCCAGAUGACCCGCUCUCGGACAACAUUGCAAAGCACUGGAAGACGAACGAGGUCGAGGCAGUGGAAACUGGUAGGCACUGCUCUCUCUCUCUCUCUCUCUCUCUCUCUCUCUCUCUCUCUCUCUCUCUCUCUCUCAUAGGAGAUAACUCCUACCCCUCAUCUCUCUUCUUCCUACUGACGAGAUUCUUCUCCAAUCCAGCUAAAGAGUGGACCCGUCUGUACGCUACCGGAGCCUGA
Spirodela intermedia is the source of this 5173-nucleotide messenger RNA. NCBI's taxonomy places the organism in Eukaryota, Viridiplantae, Streptophyta, Magnoliopsida, Alismatales, Araceae. The record is from the annotation of a GenBank genome assembly.